CAAACCUACUCUGGUAUUUGAUCAAGGCAGGACCUGAUCGACCUGCCCGGACCUCCAGCCUCGCCCGCUGCCGCAGCUUCUUCUGUCAUCGAACAGGUGAAAUUCUUAUGGGAUCAGUUUUUUCUUGAUUGGAUCGGAAGUCAUCGAACAGUCCCAGGACCACAAGGCGACUAUUCACCAUAUGUAGAUGAAGUUCAAGUUUUGAAGAGGAAGUCUGAAGAGAUUAAACCAUAUUUAAACGGGAGAUGUAUACAUCUUGUUGGAAUGAUGGGUUCUGGUAAAACAACGGUUGGCAGGAUCUUGGUUGAGACACUUGGCUAUUCGUUUCUUGACAGUGAUACACUCAUAGAGCAGGCUUUUGGCACUUCAAGUAUUUCUGAAAUAUUUAAGAAGCAUGGUGAAGGCUUCUUUAGAGACAAUGAGACAGAGGUCUUGCGCAAGCUUUCGUUGAUGCGCCACAUUGUUGUUUCCACGGGAGGUGGUGCCGUUGUCCGUCCUAUCAACUGGAAGUAUAUGCACAAGGGAAUUAGUGUCUGGUUAGAUGUACCUGUGAAUGUUUUGGCAAUGAGAAUCUCAGCAGUAGGAACUCAUUCCCGCCCCCUUUUACCUAAUGAAUCCGAAGACAAUGAUCCCAAGACUCUGAAAUGUUUGUUGACACUUCUUGAUGAGAGGAGGGAAGCAUAUUCAAAUGCCAAAGCUAGGGUUUGCAUAAAAAAUAUUGCUCUAAGUAGGGGCUGCAUUGAUGUUAGCAAUAUCACUCCUACACAAGUAGCCAUUCAGGCACUUGAACAAAUCAAAAACCUCUUGAAGAAACAAAGUGUUGAAGUACAUCGAUCUUCCGAAUUGUGUAUGUGUUAUAGUAGAAGAUGCUCUUUGACUCUAUGAAGUUACUUCAGGAGUCCAAUUAGUUCAUAGCUUCUGUGUGUAUUUUCUAAUUUCUACUACUUUUUAUGUAUAGUAAUC
Messenger RNA from Cuscuta epithymum, 963 nucleotides. The record is from the annotation of a GenBank genome assembly. NCBI's taxonomy places the organism in Eukaryota, Viridiplantae, Streptophyta, Magnoliopsida, Solanales, Convolvulaceae.